UUGCAACUUAAAUAUCUUCCAUGCAGUUCACAGGGUUUAAUUUUAGACUCUGCAUGAGGCGGGCAGCAAACCCUUUCUAGCCGGAGUCAAAGCCAGAGCCUUCCCACUUUGCUCUGCCCUGAGUCAUCGAUCCGACAGAAGCUAUCCUUCCUUUUGAUAUCAGGAGAAGCACACAAAUAAGACAACAAACUACAGAGCGCAAACAUGUCCAACGGCAGGGAGCCCGAUGAACUCAACGAGGAAGACAUCGACGAGGAUGAACUCCUCGCUAUGCUUUCGCCCGAGGAGCUUCAGGAGCUUCAGAGUGAGAUGGAUGUUAUUAUUGCCCCAGACGAGAGAGUGCCGGUCGGACAGAGGCAGAAGGACCAGACAGAAAAGCCUCCGACUGGGACGUUCGACCACAGAUCCCUGGUUGAUUACCUGUACUGGGAGAAAGAGUCCAAACGCAUGCUCGAUGAGGAAAGAGUCCCCGCUACUCUGCUGCCCAGUGAGAAAACUUUGAGGGAAGAAGCUGAAAGCAAAGAAAAAGAAGAAAACACAGACACGGUGAACUAUGAAGAGUAUGAAGUGAUAGAGGAAGUCAUUGAAGAAGAAGCUGAAGGUUCUGAAAACGGAGAGGAAAUCAUUGAGGAGAUAAUCGAGGAAAUUGUUGAAGUAGUUGAUGAGACCGACGAGAAGGACGAAGAGGAGGAGGUGAAGGAGGAGAGGGAGGUGCAGCCACCGGUGAAUAAUGAAGAACAUGAAAAUACAGACAAACAUGUGGAUCCUCAAGAUAACAUUGUGGAAACAGUAAAGGAAAACAAUUCAGAUGGUGAUCAGCCUUCUCCAGAUGCAACGGACAAGAUGGAGAGCUUAGCCCCAGAACCCAGCACAUCACCCCUCGAAGAGAAAGAGGAAAUAAAAACGACAGACUCUUUGCUUCCCAAAGAUGCUCCAGAGGCGCCGCAGAUAAAUGAAACCAGUGAUAAGCUCCCGCCGAAAGAAGAGAGAAAAAUUAACAAAUUAAAUAUCCCGAAGCUGUCUCUGAAUAACAUAAAAAUGACAUCAAGACCUUCAGGAAAUGAGACGAACUUGGAGUCGACGCUUGACAAGAUCCGCAACAACAACCCCUCAAUCAACGAGGUAAACCUCAACAAUAUAGAAAACAUUCCCAAAGACAUGCUCUUGGAAUACGUCAACGGCUUGAAGAAGAACAAACAUGUAAAAACUUUCAGUAUAGCCAACACUGGUGUCGAUGAAAACAUAGCUUACAAUCUGGCCAACAUGUUACGAGAGAAUCGCAGCAUCACGACUCUGAAUAUCGAGUCCAACUUCGUCACGGGGAAGGGAAUCGUAGCCAUCAUCCGCUGCCUCCAAUUCAACGAGACUCUCACGGAGCUGCGAUUUCACAACCAGAGGCACAUGCUGGGUCACCACUCCGAGAUGGAGAUCUCCCGUCUGCUCAAGGCCAACAACACCCUCCUGAAGAUGGGCUAUCACUUUGAGCAGCCGGGGCCCAGGAUGGUGGUGACCAACCUCUUGACCAGGAACCUGGACCGUCAGAGGCAGCAGAGGAAGGAGGAGCAGAAGCAGCUGCAGCUGAAGGAGAAGAGGGAGCUGAUGCAGAUGUAUGAGAACAGUCUGAACCUGCCUCCUGGUUUACUUCAGAUGCUCGGGUACAUACCGCCCAUAGAACUCUUGCAGGAGCACGGGCUCGUCCCACCCUCGGCAGAUAUCAGCGCUUGGCCUCAAACACGCCCUGAGCCAGAGCCAGAACCCCAGAAGCAGCUCAAUCAUAAAGGCAUUCCCGAACAACCCAGCGCUGAACCAGCAAACCCUUUAAGGGACGUGCAGCUGAAGAGGACGCCCAAGAAACGCGACCCUUUUCUGGACCAGGACCCGAGGGAUAACAGGAGAGAAGUGAACCCUGGUUUCCUACUGAGGAAGACUCCCAGGGUGAAGGAGGCGGACAGCGAAGAGGUGACAGAUGAAAGACCCAACCUGACUAAUGUGAUUAAGACCUUGAAGCCUAUCCCUCGCAGACGGCUGCCACCCAAAGUUGACGUCACACCACGCGAUCAGCUCCUGGGCGCGAUCAAAAAGAGCAACGUGGCCUUUCUCAAAGCUGUGCCGCUCCCCAAAGCCCUGGAAUCAAGUGAAACAAGUCUCCUCUGAGGUUAUGACUUUAACUGUACGUCUUCACCAUAUUGUUUAUUUAAAAUAGUUUUAGUAGAAGUUACACCAUACACACUCAGAUGAAUUAUGUUAAUCAAGACACACAAGAAUAAAUGACUGAUUUUUGUUCCA
Messenger RNA from Hippoglossus stenolepis (Pacific halibut), 2286 nucleotides. RefSeq names its product leiomodin 3 (fetal) (gene lmod3). Gene Ontology annotation, molecular function: tropomyosin binding. Bases 205 to 2154 code for a protein of 649 amino acids. Lineage: Eukaryota; Metazoa; Chordata; Actinopteri; Pleuronectiformes; Pleuronectidae. The record is from RefSeq and is a predicted model, not a curated record. Gene Ontology annotation, cellular component: myofibril; striated muscle thin filament. The transcript is spliced from 3 exons. Gene Ontology annotation, biological process: pointed-end actin filament capping; muscle contraction; myofibril assembly.